AUGGCCAAGAACCAUACGGACCUACAGGACGCUCUGCUUGAGUCCUCCGGGUACCUGGCGGAUCUGUUGGCUCGUUGUGCCUUUAUUGAAGACCAGUUCUAUCGCGACAUCCAAGCAGCCAUAGCAAAAGCCGAAAAAGAAAAAUCGAUGAUCCGGGUCUAUGUGGCAAUACUACAGUACUCCGCCAAAGUGUGCAGGGCUCAACAUUUUAGCAUGGGGAGACACUUUGUGGAGAGCAUAGCGGCUGUAGCGAGCCAGCAACUCGCACAGCUCAAGACCUCGAUCGAGGCGGAGGAGUCCCAUCUACAUCACUGGCUGCUUCUCGAUCAGCAUCUCCACCGGCAAGCCGAGGCAGAGGCCAUUCUGACUCGGAUCGACACUCUGGUGUCGAAAAUUGAAACUGUGCACAAAGCAGUUGACAUGUUGAAUCUUCCUUCUGCUGAUGGAGCGUUUUUUGACUCCUUUAAGGACCAACAUGAGGACGAAUGUCUUCCUGGGACGCGAAAAGAAUUGCUUCAACAAGUGAAGGAGUGGGGAAGGUCAAGUGACAAAUCCAUAUUCUGGCUGAGUGGAAUGGCAGGGACUGGAAAGUCCACUAUUGCGAGGACGGUAGCUCGAUCGUUUAAAGAAGAUGGCAUGCUCGGGGCAACUUUCUUUUUCAAAAGAGGCGAGGGAGACCGGGGCUCAGCUGAAAAGUUAUUUCCCACCAUUGUGGCGCAAUUAGCAGUCCACAUUCCUCAAAUGAUUGUCGGCAUCCGAAAAGCUAUCGAUGAUGAUCCAGCCAUUGCGAGAAAAUCGCUUCAGGAGCAGUUUGAUAAACUUAUGCUACAGCCAUUGCUCGCGGUGGAUCGGAGCCAGUCAAGUACUUCGCCAGUGGUAGUCAUCGACGCCCUAGAUGAGUGCGAGCGGGAGGAAGACGUGGCAGUCAUCCUCGAACUUUUACCAAAGGUCGAGAAGGCAACAUGCCUGAAGCUCCGAUUCUUCUUGACGAGCCGGCCAGAGGCAACCAUUCGCUUCGGGUUUGAUCAAAUUGAUCAGGGCGAGUAUCAGAAUACGAUCUUACAGAACUUGGAUAAUGAGGUGAUAAGACACGACAUUACCCUAUAUCUCAGAGAAGAAUUCCGCCGCAUCAGACAAAAGCGUCAUCGUGAUCUUCCUCCCGAUUGGCCUGGUGCGGCAAGAAUUGACGGUCUAGCUGCAAUGGCUGUUCCAUUGUUCAUCUUCGCAGCUACGGUGUGUCGUUUUGUGGCUGAUAAGAGAUGGAACCCUGAAAGACGACUGCAGCAGUUCUUUGAAGAUUCGCUCGGAUCCAAAAUGGACAAAACAUACCGACCAAUCUUAAAUCAGCUGCUUGCCGAGGAUGAGAACGACACGGAUCAGCUGGUGGAGGAAUUCCAGAAGACAAUUGGCGUGAUUGUUCUCCUGGCUACUCCACUCUCGUUGAGUGCUCUUACGGAACUUCUCGAGAUGCCAGAAGAUGACAUCAGUACCCGGCUAGACGCAUUUCAUUCGGUUCUGACCAUACCUGACGAUCCCAACCUACCCAUACGAGCUCUCCAUCUGUCCUUCCACGACUAUCUGGUGGAUAAGCGUACGAAAGCCCAAGAGUCCACGUCUCGGUUCUGGGUAGACACGAAGAAGAAGCACGAGUUCAUAGUUGGACAGUGUCUCGCUGUUAUGCGUCGUCUGCUUAGGAAGAAUAUUUGUAACUUGCCCAGUUAUGGAACCAGCCGAAGCGAGAUAGACUCUGCCUCCAUAGCAAGAUUUCUCCCACCUGUCCUGCAGUACACCUGCCGUUAUUGGGUUUACCAUCUCGCCCAAAGCUCCCUCCCCGCCCAGGUCAUUGACCAAAUACUCGUGUUUCUCGAAGAGCACUUCCUUCAUUGGCUGGAGGUAAUGGCUAUAUCAGGGAUAAUAUCCGAAUGCUUGAACGCUCUGGACACAUUACUUGAGUUGACAAAGGAUUCAUUGAAAACUCCUAUAUUUUUGUUCCUCUCGGACGCUCGCAGGUAUACCUACAAGUUUGUAAACAUCGUUGACAUGGCACCGCUGCAGCUGUACAGCUCCGGCUUGGUUUUUGCACCGCAGAGAUCGUUAAUCCGGACGGAUUUUGCGAGAGAGCUUCCUGAUUGGUUAUCCAGAGGCCCAAGAGUGCAAGAGAAUUGGAGUCCAGAGUUGCAAACCUUAGAGGGCCAUUCCGACGUGGUUUGGUCGGUUGCCUUCUCGCGAGAUGGCCAGAUACUUGCAUCGGGCUCUAGUGAUGAAACCAUCAAGCUCUGGGAUCCUGCUACUGGUACCCUCAAGCGUACUCUAGAGGGCCAUUCCGACAUGGUUUGGUCGGUUGCCUUCUCACAAAAUGACCAGAUACUAGCAUCAGGCUCUGCUGAUGAAACUAUUAAGCUCUGGGAUCCUAUCACUGGCAUCCUUAAGCAUACUCUAGAGGGCCAUUCUGAGGGGGUUUGGUCGGUCGCCUUCUCGCCAGAUGGCCAGAUACUAGCAUCUAGCUCUUAUGAUAAAACUAUCAAGCUCUGGGAUCCUAUCACUGGCACCCUUAAGCAUACUCUGAGAGGGCCAUUCCAAAGAGGUGUGUCUAUCAAGCUCUGGGAUCCUGUCACUGGCAUCCUUAAGCAUACUCUAGAGGGCCAUUCCGAAGAUGUGUGGUCGGUCGCCUUCUCACCAGACGGCCAGAUACUAGCAUCAGGCUCUGAUGAUGAAACUAUUAAGCUUUGGGAUCCUAUCACUGGCACCCUCAAGCAUACUCUAGAGAGCCAUUCCAAGGGAGUUUUAUCACUCACCUUCUCACAAGAUACCCAGAUACUAGCAUCGGGCUCUCGUGAUAGAACUAUUAAGCUCUGGGAUCCUGUCACUGGCACCCUCAAGCAUACUCUAGAGGGCCAUUCCGACAUGGUUUGGUCGGUCGCCUUCUCACGAGAUGGCCUGCUGCUGGCGUCGGGCUCUUAUGAUAAAACUAUUAAGCUCUGGGAUCCUGCCACUGGCACCCUCAGGCAUACCAUAAGUACGCACAGUUCUGUCACUCACGUUGAAUUUUCUGAGAAACUGCCGUGGCUGAAUACCAACCUCGGAUCUUUCGAUAUUGGGGUCUUCCAUGGAAGCCUUUCCUCAAAUCCCUCUGAAAAAGUGGCAGAGGUAUCUCUAGCAGGUCGGUGGGUUACUAUUCAGGGCCAAAGAGAGCUAUGGCUCCCUCCAGAUUAUCAGCCUACCUCCUCGGCAGUCAAAGACAGUACUAUCGCCCUUGGAUGCGCAAAUGGCAGAGUUGCUAUAAUCGCCUUUUCAGUCAAGGAAGGUAUACCGUAUCAAAUAGCGCUUCCAGCUCUCUGA
This is a messenger RNA of Penicillium chermesinum, 3339 nucleotides long. RefSeq lists its product as uncharacterized. The transcript is spliced from 3 exons. Gene Ontology annotation, biological process: negative regulation of transcription by RNA polymerase II. The record is from RefSeq and is a predicted model, not a curated record. The coding region runs from base 1 to 3339 and encodes 1112 amino acids. Gene Ontology annotation, cellular component: nucleus; transcription repressor complex. Gene Ontology annotation, molecular function: protein binding. NCBI's taxonomy places the organism in Eukaryota, Fungi, Ascomycota, Eurotiomycetes, Eurotiales, Aspergillaceae.